AACUGAUUUAUAAUUCGGUUUUGAAAAUAGAAGAAAGCAGUUUUCUUAUAAUUGAUUUGGUUUAACGGGAUUGCCGUCUACCUGUGCUAAUAUACAGUUAUAGUAUUAUAUGGUAAAUCCGAGCCUCAUAAUAUCCAUGUUUAGGAGAAAGUGAUUUUACAAGUAGUUUACGAUUUAUUUUUUAAAUAGUCACAAUGUCAACGUUAAAGAUUUUCAGAACUAAGAACUCUAUUUCGGCACAAGAAGGAAAAGUGUUUGACCCUCUGAACACAGGCGAUGAAACUUGUAUCCUAUGCUUAAGAAACUGUACCUCAGGACAAGUCGUUAAAUUCUCAACCAUUCCGGGUUCAAACAUUCACGAUGCAAUACAAUGUCGAUUGCAAUUGCAGAGCACUUUGAAUCUCAAUUUAACUCUAGAUAUGUUUGUAAUUUGCCGAACUUGCUGGAAGCUGGUAGAGCUAGUAUUAGAAUUUCAGCAAUGUUGUCUAAAAGCAGAAAUGUGGACAGCUGCCGGUUUUAAGAACGAUGCAGACCAACAAAAACCGGAUACCUGGUUGUGUGAAGAAACGUUCGAAAUGAUGACACGUGCUCAUCUUGUUAUACAAGAGCGUAACGAACAUAUCCUAAGCGAAAAACGGCUUCUUGAAAAAGAAACCGCACCUCUGACAAUAGAAAAUGUCAAAGUAGAAAUGUGUGACGACGAUGAUGAUCUGCUAACUGAAAUGGUUCACAAUGCAGAAUUUCGGAAAAUUUCCAGAAAUGAUCCAGAUGUUGAAAAAGGAGAAACUGUUGUUGAAUCUUCAGAAGCGAAAAAACUGGAUAAUAAUGUUAUAGAAUGUAACAUAUGUCACCGGAAAUUCGACACUGAACACGGUUACAAAGUUCACUACAAACGAUGCGUUGGAAAAAAUACAAAUGCAACUUUUUUUAAAUGUUCAAUUUGCACGAAAUCAUUCAAAGCUCAAAGAGAAUUGAGGGCCCAUAUGAAUAGACACAGAGGAGUCAGGCCGUACCAGUGUCGAAAAAAUUGUGAAAAUACUUUUUUUAGCGUCGCAACAAGGGUAAAACAUGAAGACUCCUGCGGAUCGCAGAUGCAAGUUUGUCCCAUAUGCGGUGACCAGUUGAAAUCAAGGAAUACAUUUGCUAAUCACAUGGCUCAUACUCACGGAGAGCCACACAUCGGUUGUGACAUUUGCGGAAAGAAGCUCAAGUCGAAAAACAAACUCCGACGGCAUAUGCUGGUGCACACGAACGUUAGAAACUACCCCUGCAACGUGUGUGGCAAAUCGUUUAAAACCUCCUACGCAGCUAACGUUCACCAAAGGAUACACACGCAGGAAAAGCCGUUCAUGUGUGAUAUUUGUAGUCAAGGUUUCACUUACAAAUGUUCUCUGAAAGCGCAUGUGAAUCGGGAGCACGGUUAAUUUUUUUUUA
Molecule: messenger RNA, 1434 nt
Organism: Sabethes cyaneus
Lineage: Eukaryota; Metazoa; Arthropoda; Insecta; Diptera; Culicidae
Product: zinc finger protein 32-like
Exons: 5
Coding region: 195-1424 (409 amino acids)
Biological process (GO): regulation of transcription by RNA polymerase II
Cellular component (GO): nucleus
Molecular function (GO): DNA-binding transcription factor activity, RNA polymerase II-specific; RNA polymerase II transcription regulatory region sequence-specific DNA binding
Source: RefSeq, a predicted model, not a curated record